This is a messenger RNA of Torulaspora delbrueckii, 762 nucleotides long. RefSeq names its product proteasome core particle subunit alpha 1 (gene SCL1). The record is from RefSeq and is a predicted model, not a curated record. NCBI's taxonomy places the organism in Eukaryota, Fungi, Ascomycota, Saccharomycetes, Saccharomycetales, Saccharomycetaceae. The transcript has a single exon. Gene Ontology annotation, biological process: ubiquitin-dependent protein catabolic process. Gene Ontology annotation, cellular component: proteasome core complex, alpha-subunit complex; nucleus; proteasome core complex. The coding region runs from base 1 to 762 and encodes 253 amino acids.
AUGUCUGGUGGAGCUGCUGCUGCGUCUGCCGCUGGGUAUGAUAGACAUAUUACGAUUUUCUCGCCGGAAGGGCGUCUAUUCCAGGUUGAAUACGCUUUCAAAGCUACAAACCAGACUAAUAUCAACUCUUUGGCCGUAAGAGGUCGUAAUAGUACAGUGGUGAUCAACCAAAAGAAAGUUCCAGACAAGCUACUGGAGGCUUCGACCGUUUCGUAUAUCUUUCCUAUCUCUAGGACCAUUGGGAUGGUCGCUAAUGGUGCGAUCCCUGAUGCAAGGAACGCUGCUUUGAGAGCUAAGGCUGAGGCAGCUGAAUACCGUUACAAGUACGGGUAUGAUAUGCCUUGUGAUGUCUUGGCCAAAAGGAUGGCCAAUCUUUCUCAAAUCUACACGCAGAGAGCUUAUAUGAGACCCCUUGGAGUGAUAUUAACUUUUGUGAGUGUAGAUGAAGAGCUGGGUCCCUCCAUUUACAAGACUGAUCCUGCAGGAUACUUUGUGGGUUAUAAGGCUACUGCUACGGGCCCCAAGCAGCAAGAGAUUAGCACACGUUUGGAAAACUCGUUCAAAAACAACUCGCUGAAUGUUGUCGAUGAGGAAUCUUGGGAAAAAGUGGUCGAGUUCGGUAUAAGCCAUCUAAUUGACUCACUAGGGACCGAUUUUACUAAGAAGGAUAUUGAAGUCGGUGUCGCCAUCGAGGGUAAAUUCUUCGUGCUGACCGAGGAGCAGAUCGAGGAAAGAUUGGUGGCUAUCGCCGAGCAGGAUUGA